UUAACCACUGCACCACGUAGGAAGCCCUAAGUUACUUUUAAAAGACUAAAUAAAUUUCAUAUGCUUUUUUAAGGGCGUGAUACUUUGUCAUUAUGCUUUUAGUGCUUAAGUGGGUAUAUUUAAUUUUAGAAGAGGUAGUAGAAAUACUGGAUUUCUAAACCAGUUUUAAUGAAAAAUUUCAGGAAAUUUACAAAUAUACCUGUGCAAAGUGAAGGUACCAAGGAUGCUUCUCUUUACAAAAAGAUUGCAUAUCAAACCCAAGUGGGUUAUGUGAGGCUAUAAAAUAUAAAAAUACAUUGGGCACAGAAUUUCCAAUUCCUUCUCUCUCUUUUUUAAAAAUUUGGUUACACUGGGUCUUAGUUGUGGCUCACAGCCUCCUUAGUUGCAGCAAAUGGGCUCUUUAGUUGUGGCAGGUGGGCUUCUUAGUUGUGGCAUGCAUUGGGAGUGCGGAGUCUUAACCACUGCGCCACCAGGGAAGUCCUGGCAUGUGGGAUCUUAGUUUCCUAACCAGGAGUUGAACCCACACCCCCUGCAUUAGAGCAUGAAGUCUUAACCACUGGGAAGUCCCAGAAUUUCCAGAUCUAACCAAGCUGCUUAGAGUGGAUGUCUGCUGACUGUAUUUUGAGUGUGUGUCUGUGCCUGCCUGAUUAACAAAUUUGGUGAUCAGGUAUUGUCUUUCUCCGAAUACAGUGUCUUCCUAGCUCUUAAGAUAGUUUGGACCUCAUUCACCACCAUAUCUAAUUGCAGUUUCUCUUUCUUUGCCAGGGCUUUUAUUCAUUGCCACUUUCUAGGCUUGCUGUGGGUUUUUUUGUUUGUUUGUUUUAAUAUUUAUUUAUUUAUUUGGCUGCGCUGGGUCUUAGUUGUGGCACGUGGGAUCUUCUUUGCCACAUGCGGGAUCUUCGUUACAGCGUUGUGGGCUGUUAGUUGCGGCAUGCGGGAUCCAGUUCCCUGCCUGACCGGUGAUUGAACCUGGGUCCUCUGCAUUGGGAGCAUGGAGUCUUAAUCAAUGGACCACCAGGGAAGACCCAGGGUUUGCUGUGUUGUUGAAUUAAAACAAACUACUUACAUCUCCUAAAUUUGGUUCAGGUUCUUUGAUGUGGUUUAUAAUCGAGAUUAUCUGUGUGUUUGCCUGAUUUUUCAGCCCUUGUUUCUCUUUUGUAUCAUUAAUAAAAAUGACCUAACCCUCCUCCUCAUAGGCUAUCUUCUUUUUCCUUCCAUAUCUUGUUUUAGUUUCUGUUGUCGCCAUUCUUAUCCAGGUACAUUUAAACCUCUUUUUCUUCUGUAUAUCAACUCUUUUUGGAGUCAAAACACAGAAUCUUGGGUUCUUUUUAUUUCUUUGAUUUGGAAUUCUGUCCUUUGGUCAGCAUACUUUCUUCUCUGUAAAGCCAAGUUAACUCUUUGUUUUGGUUUUGGUAGCCCUAGGUUAGAAGUCUGUAAACUUUUUUGAUUUACAAUCCUAAUAGUAAAAAAAAAAAAAGAGAGAGAGAAAGACCUUGUCCUGUCAUAAACAUUUUUCAUAUAUUAUAUGCUUAUCCUACUGUACACAUCUGUUAUAUAAAUCAUAUACAUACAUCCAUUUAUUCACAUGUUUUUAUUGUGUGGCUACCACAUGCCAGACACUGUUUUAGGCAUUUUGGAUAACAUAUAGUGAAAAAAAAAACAAAGAGCCUUUCCUUUGUGGUGCUGACAUUAUAAUAAAAAUAAUAAACCAUAGACAUUAUCAAUAAAUAAACUAUAUAACAAGUCAGAAGAGGAUAGGUGCCAUGAAAAAAAGAAAAAGCAGAGCAGAUUAAGGGGGAUGAAAUAUCCAGGUAGGUUUGCAGUUUAAACUUAGGGAGGUUAGGAUAGACCUCACUGAGAGAGACAUUUGAGCAAAGACUUUUGAAGGAGGUGAGGGAGUUAGCCACUUUGGAUAUCUGGGGGAAGAAUGGUCCAGACAGAAGGAAUGGCUGGUGCAAAGACCCUGAAGUGGGAAUGUUCCUGUGUGUCUAGGCAGUAUGACUUAGAGUGAGGUAAUAAGCAAAGGGGAAAGGGGUAGGAAUCAGAUUAGAGAGAAAAUGGGGGUGGGAAGGAGUGCAGAUCUUGUAGGUUACAGCAAUGCGUUGGGUGAGAUGGGAGCCAUUGCAGGAUUUUGAACAGAGAAGUCACAUGCUCCGACUCUGUUUAACAGAGCCAUUGGCUGCUGUGUUGAGAACAGACUGCAGGAAGGCCAUGAUAGAAGCUGGGAUGCCGAUUAGGGGGUAACAUGUUGGUAAUCACACCAGGUGAGAUGGUAAGAAGUAGUUGGAUCUAGGUAUGUUCUGAAGAUAGAGUCAGUAGGAUUACAUGAUAUCCUACCGAUAUCAUGGGGUUUGAGAGAAUGAGAGGAAUCAAGAAUGACUCUCAGGAUUUUUGUGAGAACAGCUGUGAAAAAGGAGCUGAGGAUGAAUAAGACUGCUGGUGGAGAGAUUUUUGAGGGGUGGGGGGAGAUGAGUUAUGUUUUGGCAGUGUUAAAUUUAAACCUCCUAGAUCAACUAGGCAGUUGGAUACAUGAAUUUGGUGUUCAAGAAAGAGGACUGAACUGAAAGUGUAGCUAGACAAAAAGAGGACCGAGGACUGAGGCCCAAGGCCUCCAACGUUAAGAGGUUGGGAAGAAGAGAAAGAACCAGCAAAGUAGAUUGAGUAACAGAAAGAUGAGAGUGUGGUGCUUGAAGGCCAAGGAAAGAAAACAGAUCAAGGAAUUCUAAUAUUUUUUUCACAUUUCCAGGGGACUGUGAUGAUAUUCAUACUCCACUUUGGAACCACUGGUAGUAUGUUUUUCUCCUGUUAUUUACUGUGUAUUGACAUUAGGCUUUCGUUACUUUGAAGGCUUUUUGUUUUAUUUAAUGAAAUAUAAUAAGUUCAGAGAAUAAUACUAGUGUACUGGGUACGUAGAUUAAAAAAUGUUAACAUUUUACCAUAUUUGUUCCAGACUUUUUAAAAAAUCAGAAAUUAUUAAAAGAACUGAAGUUCCCUUUUCUUCCUGCAUACCACUUCCCUCCUUUCCUCCUGUAAAGUUGAUGCCCAUUCUUCAUUCCAUAUUAUUGUUCUUGUUUAUACAUAUAUGUGCCAUAAAUUCAGGUACAAUAUUGUUUUAUGUAUUAAAAACUUACAAUGAUGGCACACUAGAAAUGUUUCCAAACAUGCUUUUUCCAGUUUGUUUUGAAAUGUAUGCAUGUUGACAUAUGUAGAUUCUCAAUUCAGUACUGUACAAUUUAUGUGUAUACCUAUUCAUUUAUCCAUUCCCCCAUUGAUGGACACUUAAAUCGUUUGCCAUUUUUCUGUCACAACAGUGCUGCAGUGAACAUCCUUGAAUCUGUCGUCUUGGGUACAUGUUGGGUUGUGGAGGGUACACAUCUCUGGUUUUGUGUUGCCCAUCAUCAGAGUAGGAGAGGAGCCAUUUCUCCCUGGUUGGCCAGUGCUUGGAGAGAAGAAUAAGCUGAACAGACUCUGACCGUUGGUUUUCAGCUCGCCAGGACCUUCUACCUAGCUCUCCUUUUGUAGCUUAUGUGCUACAUCCUCUGCCCUCAGUGUGCAACUGGCCCCCAACGCAAUGUGUGUUUGUCAAACCAUGGAAGUGGGGCAGUAUGGCAAGAACGCAAGUCGGGCCGGAGACCGGGGAGUCCUCCUGGAGCCCUUCAUCCACCAGGUGGGCGGACACAGCAGCAUGAUGCGCUACGACGACCACACUGUGUGCAAGCCCCUCAUCUCCCGGGAGCAGCGCUUCUACGAGUCCCUCCCUCCCGAAAUGAAGGAAUUCACCCCUGAGUACAAAGGAGUGGUGUCUGUCUGUUUUGAGGGGGACAGUGAUGGUUACAUCAACUUGGUGGCCUACCCUUAUGUGGAAAGUGAGACCGUGGAGCAGGAUGACACAGCAGAGCGGGAGCAACCUCGGCGCAAGCACUCCCGCCGGAGCCUGCACCGGUCAGGCAGUGGCAGUGACCAUAAGGAGGAGAAAGCCAGCCUGUCCCUCGAAACCUCAGAGAGCCCCCAGGAGGCAAAGAGUCCGAAGGUGGAGGUACACAGCCACUCGGACGUUCCUUUCCAGAUGUUAGAUGGCAACAGCGGUCUGAGUUCUGAGAAGAUCAGCCACAACCCUUGGAGCCUGCGCUGUCACAAGCAGCAGCUGAGCCGCAUGCGCUCCGAGUCCAAGGACCGAAAGCUCUACAAGUUCCUCCUGCUUGAGAACGUGGUGCACCACUUCAAGUACCCCUGUGUGCUGGACCUGAAGAUGGGCACCCGGCAGCAUGGUGAUGACGCAUCAGCUGAGAAGGCAGCCCGGCAGAUGCGGAAGUGUGAGCAGAGUACGUCGGCUUCGCUGGGUGUCAGAGUCUGUGGCAUGCAGGUGUACCAGCUGGACACGGGGCAUUACCUCUGCAGGAACAAGUACUAUGGCCGUGGGCUCUCCAUCGAAGGCUUCCGCAGCGCCCUCUAUCAGUACCUGCACAAUGGCCUGGACCUGCGGCGUGACCUUUUUGAGCCCGUCCUGAGCAAACUGCGGGGCCUGAAAGCUGUGCUGGAGCGGCAGGCCUCCUACCGGUUCUACUCCAGUUCCCUGCUUGUCAUCUAUGAUGGCAAGGAGUGCCGGUCUGAGUCCUGCCUGGACCGCCGGUCUGAAAUGCGUCUCAAGCACCUGGACACAGGGCUCCCUGAGGUGGCACCACCCUGUGGCCCUAGCACCAGCCCCAGCAGCACCAGCCUCGAGGUGGGCCCCUUCUCUCCACCCAAGGUGGAUGUCCGCAUGAUCGACUUUGCACACAGCACAUUCAAGGGCUUCCGAGAUGACCCCACUGUGCAUGACGGGCCUGACCGAGGCUAUGUGUUUGGCCUGGAGAACCUCAUCAGCAUCAUGGAACAGAUGCGGGACGAGAACCAGUAGGCGCAGCUCUGGGCGCCCCCAGAAUCCCUUCCUCUCCACCCGCAGGCAGGGACCAUUGCUCUGAACUCGCUGUGAGGACACACGGACUUGCUUUUAAAGGGUUAUAUUUCUCUUUGGUGUAAACUAAAAGAAAUGUUUUUAGCUGUAGCCUGGAAUCCAUAUAUAAAAAGUGAAAGAGGUAAGAACAUAUCCUCUCAGCCAGGUUUCCUAGCUCUACGGCUCUGACUUGCUGUGUCCAGGCUGACUUAGGAAGGAAGAGGUGCCCUUGGUGGCUUGGCAGCAGGGACAGGUUGCCUUUGGACAUUGGUUUCUCUUGCUUAGGUCUUUGGGGUCUGUGGCUGCAGGGUCCUUGUGGGGUGAAGCCUUGGGUUGGCGCAACGCUCCUCUGUGCUCACUCACCCCUUAUUCCUCAGUAGUAGAGGGUUGGGUGCCCGUGUCUUGGGGGACUUUGUAACUUGUGUUGUGGCUGUCACCCAGCUCUUUAACAGAUGUCUCCGGGGCACCACAGGGCCAACUGCAUACAGCUGGACCCUUAUCGGUUAUGACCUUGGCAUGAGGCUAGAUUCAUGAAGCUGUGCUGAAGUCAGCAAUGGCAGAGGGCAGGCCCUGGGAUCCCCAGGCACUGUUUGGCACUUGAACCUGCUCUUCCUCCUGCCUGCACACCCCAGCUAGCCUUUCUCACUAAGAUUCCUUGCCUAAGGAGAUCAUCCCCUCCUGCCCCACUGGAGGGGGCCCUGCUCCCUUUGCUGAGGAGAGUCAGUGUUCCAGCAGGCCUCAGGGCCUUUGAGGGCUCUGACCCAGAUAGUAUUUGCAGUCUUUGUGCUGUGGGUAGCAGUCCUCUUCCUCUAGCUUGGGCAGCUGUGCUGCCUUGGAUGGGCUGCUCCUCCCAGGGCUCAAAGGCUGUGGUCCGCUCAGGGUCUCACGUCUGCCCAGGCCAAGCUCAAGGCAGCAGCCCAUUGUGAGGCGCUCCAGGCCUGUGAGGUAGAAUUUUAAGCUUGUUUGCUUAUAGGGACGUUGGGCACUGGGUGCAGGUGCCCAGAUUCUGCUAAUGAGAGUUUUGUCAGUACUGGGGUCUAUCAGUCUGUCCAUUUGUCCUUCUGCCAGCCCCUGUGAUCUUUCCCCUGGGGUGUAGCUUUGUUACACAUUGGUUAGUGAAGACUGAUUUCCUUCAUACUUGCCUCAGCAAGAUAUUCUCUUUACCAUUUCUGAGGUGAGCUUUUGUCCCUGUGCCUUUCCUCAGCAGAUGCUACCUUUUUAAAAAGAACUGGUAGCAAAAUGAAUUGGAGAUGUUUCCCUUCUGGCCCAGCACCCUCUCUGUGAGCCUGGAGUGUGGCCCCCUCAACACUGACAGUGGCACAGUGAAGGCCAAGGGGUGACCCCUUCCUUUCCUAUGGGUUUAGUAAUUUUUGCUGCCAGCCCUUAAUGGCACAGAGACCUGCCACCUCUAACUCAUGUGGCCAGGAGGUGACACUGCAUUCACCUAAUCAUUGCCGAGGUUAGUGCCCUCACCUCGAAUUUAGGGCCACUGUCAUUGUCACUUGGCAUGUCCCUAUUUGGGCAUUAAAGGUAAGCCUGCUAGCCUGUAUUGGUGAGAGGCCUUAGUAACUGAUGGACUAAUUUCCUGGUCAUUAGAGAUGCAGCCUCACACAUCUUAAAUGGGCUCCUUGAUGGGAUCCCAAAUCUCUCAGCCCUCGGACCCUGGUGCCAUUGGUGGGCAGGUUCCCAUUCCUUGGGGCUAGGAGGGGCAGCUUGCCUGUUUCUGGUCAGUAAUGACCAUCUUCUUUCCUGUGCUGUUCUGUGGCUUCAGCCAUGGGGGCAGUAGCUCUUUAUUAGUGUGGAUAGUCAUUUCUUGUCAAGGCAGAGGCUAAAGGCAAAGGGUCUGGGGCCGCUCAGGACCCAGUUGAUGGCUGGGGAUGUGCUGUGCUUCCUUAAGUUGUAUAUGGUGGGAGAUGCUGCUCCAUUCAGCUCUUCAUCGUGAGAGAGGCUGUACCCACUUAACAUUGUGUUUCCCUGGCACUAAAAGAGCAGGGCUGGGAUUAGCUGCUUCUCACCCAGGGCAGAGUCCCUUCUUUUCAGCACUUUUGAACACUUGGAAGACCUAGCCCUGUUAUCUGGUGGGUGGUGGGCAGGUGUGUCUGCACAUGCUCUUUGCCACUAUUUCGCUGUGCUCCAUGCCAGAGAGCCCUGUUCCUGCCAGGCCCUGCCUCCCCAGCCCCAACUUGGGACCAAAGUGCAAGAUGGGAUCACGGGUUGGGGCGUUCAAGCGACCCCUUUCUAUUGUGCUUCCCUGGGCCAAGACACCAGCCCCUUAGCGGGGUGGGACGGGCGGUGCUUAAAGAGGAAGGGGACCAGUGUAGCAACUUGCCAGGGACCCUACCCCUCCCUCACAUCUGGGCCUGUGCAGUGAACGUGGGCAUUCUCCUAAGGGGCCAGAGGCCUGGGCUACUUCGGUAGCCUUUGCUCACUUGCUCAGAUCCAGCCAUGUGCACACCCCUAGAUGCAGAUUGCAUUGAACUUUAAAACUUCAAUUUGGUUUCGUUAGCGCCGAUUUAAAAAAAUGUUUUAAUAGGGAGAACCGUGGGAAGGGCCUGGUUCCUUUGCUUCUCGGGGAACUGCAAGGCCUCGCCUGGAGAAUCGCUCUCUGCUCCACUUUCCUGGAAGCUGCCUAAGCCUGUCCACGCCUCCCGAGCCCUGCGCCCGGAUAUGACACGUGGCUCCGGUCGCGUCUGGGCGCGGUUGCGUUUUCUGGGGACCUUGCGUGCAGGGGAGGGGGUGCUAGGGCCAUGGGCCGAGCCCGCCCUUUUCUGUAUACCUAGCGCUGCCCGCCCCGCUUGUGUCUGAGGUCGUGUAUGUCAAAAUAAAGCCGCUAGAAACUGA
Messenger RNA from Hippopotamus amphibius kiboko, 7774 nucleotides. RefSeq names its product inositol hexakisphosphate kinase 1 (gene IP6K1). Gene Ontology annotation, cellular component: cytoplasm; nucleus. The record is from RefSeq and is a predicted model, not a curated record. NCBI's taxonomy places the organism in Eukaryota, Metazoa, Chordata, Mammalia, Artiodactyla, Hippopotamidae. Gene Ontology annotation, biological process: inositol phosphate biosynthetic process; phosphatidylinositol phosphate biosynthetic process. The coding region runs from base 3572 to 4897 and encodes 441 amino acids. Gene Ontology annotation, molecular function: inositol hexakisphosphate kinase activity. The transcript has 6 exons.